This is a messenger RNA of Harpia harpyja (harpy eagle), 2968 nucleotides long. Its product is annotated as adipocyte plasma membrane-associated protein-like. Lineage: Eukaryota; Metazoa; Chordata; Aves; Accipitriformes; Accipitridae. The record is from RefSeq and is a predicted model, not a curated record. Bases 671 to 1678 code for a protein of 335 amino acids. Gene Ontology annotation, molecular function: strictosidine synthase activity. The transcript is spliced from 7 exons. Gene Ontology annotation, biological process: biosynthetic process.
AGAUAACUUCCAUAUGGGUAAAGUUAUAUACCUCUGCUACAUAUUAUACAUCUGAUACAUCUGCUUGGUCAAGUUAUUAAAAUAGAAGACUUAAGAAGUUAAAUCCAAGAAUUAAGAAUUAAAUCUGAAGAAAGUAAAAUAGGAAUGUUUGCUAAAUGAUUGCUCCAAAAAUAUUAAGAUAAUUGUAUGUUCUUCCAUAUCUUCACAUUUGUAAACAUUUCCCUGGAAAUAUUCCAGAACAUUUUGUUAUCUGCUGCUCCCAAGGACACAGCGAACAUCCUACUGCUAUAUUAAAAAACAUACACCCACAAAUUGGUGACAUAUAGAAGUCUUAUUAAAAUAUAAUUUUAAAAAGGUAUAAAAUGGCAUAUUCUCUAAAAGUAACAUGCAAAAACAGUUAAAGAUUUUUGUGGGAAUUCUUCUAAAUGUGAGUCUAAGCUUGGGCUUUUGACAUGGAACUAGUGGUAAGCUUGCCUUGGUUUUUAUUCUUUUUUUUCUAUUUCAGGUCUCCAAAAGCAGUGUUAGUUUGCUGCUUGAGCUCAGUCACUGAGUUCAGCACGCUCUUAUUUCGAAAGCUCUUAUUGAACACAGAGCCAGAGAGGGAAGGCAAAUGGAAUGGUUUUAAAAUUUGCAUAGUUCUCAGAAACAUAUUUUUAGAGCAGCUUGGAAUAUGAAGGAACUUUUCACUGUCACAAAAAAACUCCUCUUACUUAUCCACAUAAUUCAUCUUCGUAGUCUGGCAGCUGUGAGAUUGCAAAAUAGUAAUAUCUACACUGGUACUGUCGAUGGGAAACUAUGGAUGAUCAGUGGUGGCCAGCUGCAUUUUGUUACUCAAAUGGGGCAGGAUAUGCCUGAAUGUGGAACUCCAGACUAUGAACCAAUAUGUGGCCGGCCCCAUGGAGUCCGAAUGGAUCAGGAUGGUAACGUGAUUGUGGUGGAUUCAUACUUAGGCCUGUACAAAGUCAAUCCAAGGACAGGAGAGAAAACCCUCCUGCUGUCGAGUGAAAAAGGUGUGGAUGGUCUGCCUUUCAAAUUCCUAAAUGGCUUAGAAAUAUCAAAGAAAAAUUUGAUUUAUUUUACGGAUUCAAGUAGCAAGUGGGAAAGACGACAUCACAAAUACGAGGUAAUUGAAACAAACCAUCUUGGUCGCCUCUUGGCUUAUGACCCUGUAACAAGAACAGCAAGAACGGUGCUCAGUGGCUUGUACAUGGCAAAUGGGAUUGCACUGUCUCCCUACGAAGAGUACAUACUAAUAGCAGAAACCAGCAUAUGUAGAAUCAUACGCUAUUGGGUGAGCGGAGCUAAUGCAGGAAAAAAAGAAGUUUUUGUGGACAACCUGCCUGGGUAUCCAGACAACAUCAGAUUAUCGCACACAGGCUUAUACAGAGUUGGAAUAUCUACUACUCGCUUUCCUAGUUUCUUUUCUCCUUUUCUGGAUGCUUUAGGACCGUAUCCAUUCCUGAAAAGAUUUAUUGCAAAGGUGACUCCUUUAUCAUUCUACAGCAUUUUUCUUCACAAACAUGGCUUGUUCUUAGAAAUUAACGACAAAGGAGACAUUGUGGCAAGCUUCCAUGACCCUGAUGGUAGUGUCACUUGGGCUGUCAGUGAUGUCUUUGAGCACGAUGGGAAGGUGUAUCUAGGUAAUACAGAGUUGCCUUUUCUUGUGGUGCUACAGUAAACAUUACAGUUUUCAUAAGCUGGAGCAUCAAAAGAAAGAUAGUAAUGUUGUUUCAAGCAGCCACUAAAUAUUUUUCUCUACGUAAUGGAAGACUGCUACAUCACUGAAAGAGAAAUGAAUCUGAUACCACAUGGUUAAGCAGAAAUGAAAAUACAAUGCAGAAAUACUUGCUUUAGAAGCUUGUGAAAGCCUCAGGCUUAAAAAUAGGUUAACGGUACCAAUCCAUCUAGUUCUAUAGUUCAGAAAAUAGUUAUGUAUAUAUUUUUAAACAGUUGCACAGAAUCAUCUGAGGAAUUCAACUCUAACAGGGAUUGAGGUAAGAAGCACAUAUUGUACUGUUGCUCACAGUUCCCAUUUUGGAAAAAGCCUUAUGUAGGAUUUUAUUCUUCCUCUUUCCCAGAGGCAGAACAUACUGCUUUUAAUGAUGAACAGCAGUUUCUCCCUUGUCUCUUUUGUUAAAGUUUUCCAUCAUUCAACUAUAUCAGUUUCCAAGGAAAUAUCAGCAAGUACAGCUUGCAUUUAAAUUAGUUCUCUUGCCUCAGUGUUUCUUCCAGGUGCAAAUUAGUCACAUGUCGUCUUGCUGGAUGCUGUACAUAAGGUCCUGUGACCAUACAAAAGUUCACUAGUGGGCUGUGUCAGGUAGCAGGGCAGUAAGCAGAGAAAAAGCUUAGAAAUUAGGAAUUGGUCUUUAGAAGUGUGACACAGCUUGAUCCUGGGGAAAGGUUUAACUGAAGUUCAGUAACAGAAAGAUAGGCAGUUUAUUUUUUCUUUCCCAAAAGUGCAGCAGUGAACAGGGUCCUCUGGAAGGGCACUUUCUAAACAAACAUUUCAAACAGCAGGAGUUAAGUAUGCUCACAACAUGCUACAGCAAAGUAUGCUCACAUACAGAGAGAGAAUAAUACAAAUAAAAUGGAUUUUAAUUGAAUCACAAUAAGUGACAGCUGUUUCAUUAUGAUGAAAUAAUUGUAUUUAGCUUGUAGAAUCAGUCUUAAAUUUGAUUUGAUUGAAAAGGUAUUAUACCUGCUUGGGGUGUGUGUUUGCAUGUAUGUGUUGCAUGCUUUAUUCCUCAAAAUGAAGCAGCCCAAUUUACUGGGCCUGUGCUGGGUAAGCAUGUACCAGCUGUAUUCACUUACACUGAAGGGAUGAUACUGAACGUUUUUUGGUUUAGGAUAAUGUAAUAAAGUUAUUAACUGUAUUUCUCCCUGUGUAAUAUCUAUCUACUUUACCAGAAGAGAUCAUUAAAAUUCACAGCUCUGCUUUUGAUAAUAAUGAUUUUAAAAAAGUGUUUUU